UUAGAAUGGAAAUAGGGAAAGAGGAUAAAUAGAUAAUAUAAAAUAAUAAGUUUUUGUUGUUGUAACUUCAGACAACAUUACAAAUAGUCCAAAACUUUGCUAGUCUAAUGAGCAUCCGGCAGUGAGUCUAUGGCUUAUAAAAUGCAAUAGUCAUACAACACGCUUAUGCCAUCUAGUAGUACACGUUUAAGUCUUCACACACAGCUAAAAGUGGGUAGAAGGAAAAGGCUCCCCCGGGCAACUAUCCUUUAGGGAUAGUUAAAAAAUUAGCAUAUCACCACUUUUAGCGGCUAUAAAAGCUGUGGCGUAGACAUUUUCGCAUUUAGUAGUUAACGGAUUUAACUGAGCAUUAUGGAAGUCAGCAAUAGAAGCUCACCAGCAACAUUACCACAAGUGGAUAUAAAUUUGCCAUCGCCAUUAAAGAAUGACGAUUCUUUGAGUACCAUAUCUGGACUUAGUGAAGUGCCGAGCGAUAUUAUUAUUAAAUCGCGUAUUAAAUAUGGCUCAAGAUGGUCUGCCUGUAAGGGGUUGAUUAUGGAAUAUUCCAAAAAUACAACCAUACAUGGAUUACGUUAUCUGGUGGAAUUGCAUAGACCAUUUUAUGAAAAAUUAUAUUGGUUCAUUGUGCUAGUAAUUUCGGUAUAUUUCGCGAUUUCGCUCAUUUGGGCCACUUACCUUAAAUGGCAGGACACACCUGUAAUAUUGGGUUUCGAUGAAACUCUGGUCCCGGUGCAUAAGAUACCUUUCCCUACGAUCACCAUAUGUCCAGAAAUAAAAAUGGAACGCAAUGUUUUCGAUUUCACCAACUUUUCGAGUCGCAUAUUGGAAGAGAUACAAAAAUAUGGUUCAAUCGAAAACUACGAAGACUUAAGUGACACGGAUUUCGAACGUUUUAUGUCCACUUUACAUAUUUGCGAAACUGAAGUUGUGCAACGUUUUGCAAAAUAUUUACCGAAGAACUUUAGUCACAACAUUACUCAAACGCUAGUUGAUAUAUCCAUUUCAAAGAAUGAGACUGGCCCUUUCUGUAAGUGGAAUGGUCGAUUUUAUUUUUGUGAUAAAAUAUUUAAUUUUGUCGCAACCGACGAGGGUAUUUGCUAUCAAUUCAAUGGUCUACAGGCUAAGGAUAUAUAUCGAGAUGUCAGCUUUCUUAAUUAUUAUGAUGAGGAAGUGGUCGACUUUAACAAUUUCUUCGAACCGCUUAAACGUUUUAACGAGUUAACUGGUAAUUGGUCAUUGGAUGAUGGAUAUGUGGGUCAAGGCUACAAUUCUUAUCCUCAGCGUACUGUAUUUUCAUCUGCACGCAAUGGAUUUUUUGCUUUUCUACAAGGAUUCCAGCACAAUUUCGAAUAUGCUUGUCGUAGUUUCAAACAAGGUUAUAAGGUUUUUCUCACGUCCCCUGAGAGCGUACCGGUGACAACGAGUAAUUACAUUUUGUUGCCGCACGGCGACGAAGUGAUGGUUAGCGUACUGCCGCACUAUGUGAUAUCCACGGAUAAUCUGCAUGACUUCAGUCCAGAGAAACGACAGUGCUACUUCAAUGACGAACGUUAUUUGCGUUAUUUCCGCUCCUAUUCGCAAUCCAACUGUCAGGUGGAGUGUCUAACCAAUUUCACAAUAAAUAAAUGUGGUUGUGCUAAGUUUUGGAUGCCAAAGCCACAAGAUGUGCCGGUCUGCGGUGUGGAGAACAUUGCCUGCUAUGAUACUGCACAGUCUGAAUUGAGCAUCCUUAUACAGAAUCAAACUAUGCAGGCCACCAUGGAUCCGAAUGCGAAAAUCAUUUGUGACUGUAUGCCCGCCUGCACCUCGCUCGAUUACAAUGUGGAGAUAUCGAGUGCACGCUAUGAGUUGAACAAAACAUUGCAGGCUUUCCGUGAGGUCUACGAGCAUCCGGAUUUCUUGGGUUCACGCUUGUCAGUCUACUUCAAGGAGCAUCAGUUCACGGCCAUCAAACGCACUGUGCUAUUCAGCAUCGCCACCUUGAUAGCCAACUGGGGUGGCAUUCUCGGCUUAUUUAUGGGUAUUUCCAGUUUGAGUCUCAUCGAAUUGGUGUACUUCUUCUCGGUACGUUUAUAUGACAAUUUGCGCAAACGUCGUCAAACCAAAAAGCGUUUGAUGAAAUUGGAAGCAGAUCAUGAGAAUUAAAUUUAUAAGAUAUAUGAUUGCAAUAUCUUCUAGACAGAAUCUUUAGCAUGAGAUAUACAUACUAGCCUUUGCCAUUUUAAGUAGCUGAUUUUUUUUAAAUAUACAUGCAUGUGCUUCACUCCUUUUGAAUAAAUAAAACAAAAUCUAGUUGUUGACCACUUUCGCUCCAUACGCCUAUCAUUGAUUGAACUUAAGU
Molecule: messenger RNA, 2341 nt
Organism: Zeugodacus cucurbitae (melon fly)
Lineage: Eukaryota; Metazoa; Arthropoda; Insecta; Diptera; Tephritidae
Gene: ppk
Product: pickpocket protein 28
Exons: 9
Coding region: 352-2145 (597 amino acids)
Biological process (GO): sodium ion transmembrane transport
Cellular component (GO): membrane
Molecular function (GO): ligand-gated sodium channel activity
Source: RefSeq, a predicted model, not a curated record